ACCGAACAUGCAACCUGCACUGAUCCUGGGGCUGGCCGCGGCCGCGAUGGCCGCCGAUGGCCCGCUCGUGUGGCAGCACGACGAGCGGCUCUUCCAGCACGAGGCGACGCAGUUCGACUACUACGUCUUUGCGCACUCGUGGCAGGCCUCGUUCUGCUACAAGGAGCCGUACCCUGGCUGCAAGGCGCCCAACCCGUACUGGAAGACGCACUUUACCGUGCAUGGCCUCUGGCCCGAGCUCAACGAAGGGCCGCACCCGGGCUACUGCUCCAAGGAGCCGCUCGACAUGCAGCGUGUGCGCAAGGCGAUAGGCCAAGAUACGCUCGAGAAGUUUUGGCCCAACGUCAAGGUCGCCAUCAACACGACCGGCUACGACUCGUUUUGGAACCACGAAUGGACGCGCCAUGGCACGUGCAGUGGGCUCGACCAAGUGACGUUCUUCCAGAGCGCGAUCGAGCGCAUGAAGACGCAGGGCACGCCCGACUUUAUCUCACAGAGCGUCGGGAAGGUCGUCGCGACGAGCGCGAUUCGCGACGCGUACGGCGGCCCGAAGAAGGUCGUGCUCCAGUGCAAGAACCAACGGCUCUCGCAGGUGUACACGUGCUUGGGCAAAGACAAGGACAACAAGCCGACGGACGCCACCGAGUGCUCGAGCCAAGUGCUCAAGGAGGACAACUGCCGCGUCGGCGAGAUCCUCAUUCCAGCCUUUUAGGCCCUGUACAUAUCGACAGACCUCUUAAAGAUGACCUCGGUCUUGGAAGAUGACGAUCGUUUGUCCCACCA
This is a messenger RNA of Saprolegnia diclina VS20, 783 nucleotides long. RefSeq lists its product as hypothetical. The record is from RefSeq and is a predicted model, not a curated record. Gene Ontology annotation, biological process: RNA catabolic process. The coding region runs from base 8 to 712 and encodes 234 amino acids. NCBI's taxonomy places the organism in Eukaryota, Oomycota, Saprolegniomycetes, Saprolegniales, Saprolegniaceae. Gene Ontology annotation, molecular function: ribonuclease T2 activity; RNA binding. The transcript is spliced from 3 exons. Gene Ontology annotation, cellular component: extracellular region.